Molecule: messenger RNA, 2574 nt
Organism: Fusarium keratoplasticum
Lineage: Eukaryota; Fungi; Ascomycota; Sordariomycetes; Hypocreales; Nectriaceae
Product: Multiple RNA-binding domain-containing protein 1
Exons: 3
Coding region: 1-2574 (857 amino acids)
Cellular component (GO): cytoplasm; nucleus; ribonucleoprotein complex
Molecular function (GO): mRNA binding
Source: RefSeq, a predicted model, not a curated record
AUGGCCUCAUCAAGGAUCUUCAUCAAGGGUUUGCCACCCAACAUCUCCGAGGCCGAGUUCCGGAAGCACUUCUCCGCCAAGGGUCGCGAGAUUACCGAUGUCAAGCUGAUUCCCCAGCGACGUAUUGGCUACGUCGGCUACAAGACCUCGGACGAUGCGACCAAGGCAGUCAAGUACUUCAACAAGUCUUACAUUCGCAUGUCCAAGAUCGCCGUUGAGACAGCUAGACCUAUCUCAGACCCCGCCCUGCUCAAAGGCCAGAACGCCUCGCAUUCCAAACAUGCGUCGGCAGGCACAGGCACAGGCACCACCACCAAGGGCACGGAGCGUCCGAUCGUGAAGGACUCGGACGCGAGCUCGAAGAAGCGAAAGCGAGAUGAGCCUCAGACGGCGGAUCCCAAGUUGCGCGAGUUCCUCCAGGUCAUGAAGACCGGCGGAGAGGGCGCGUUGGAAGAUGCUACCAACGCCCACCAGGCUGACGGCGCCUCUGCGAUACCAGCCGCCGCCGUUCCCGAGGAGGACAGUGACGACGAGUACGAGCAGAUCCCGACUCGAAGGGAGAAGCAGCGCAGGAUAGAGGCGCCGGAGAAGGCCCCAACCUCGGAGUCUCUAGCACCGCGCCCGAAAGAAACACCCGGCCCCGCCGAUGUACAGAUGCAAACUCCUGCAGAUGAAGAGACAGCCGAGUCAUCAGAGACCAAACAACCAGAUCUGGAACAUUCGGCAGUAGUUGCAGAGGAUGACGACUGGCUGCGUUCACGUACCAACAGGUUGCUGGACCUUGUUGAUCCCGAUGAACUGGAACGAACGCCUGCGCAAGGGCCUGUUGUCAAAGAGACUGGUCAUACCGAGGGAGGCGACGUCGUCAACAGUCCCCAGGCCAACCCCUCGGAUGAGGAUGAGAUGACAGCUGAAGAGCCUACGAUCGAGCCAUCGGGGGGUGAGCCGCCGAAAGACGACUCACUUGAGGCGAUCCGCCGAACGUCUCGGCUCUUUGUCCGGAACCUCCCCUAUAGUGCCACCGAGGAGGAUCUCCGCGAGACCUUUGAAGGGUUCGGCACACUUGAAGAGGUCCAUCUACCCGCCAACAAGUCAGGUACCAGCAAGGGGUUUGCCCUGGUGCUGUUCAGUGACCCGUCGGGAGCGGUUGAAGCAUUCCAAGCCAUGGAUGGGGCGACGUUUCAGGGGCGUAUCCUCCACAUCAUUCCUGCCAGUGCAAAGAGAGACACAGGGUUGGACGAGUUUGCCAUCUCCAAGCUCCCUCUCAAGAAGCAGAACAUGAUUCGGAAGAAACAAGAAGCAUCUGCCAGCACCUUCAACUGGAAUGCGCUCUACAUGAGCCAGGACGCCGUCAACGCGUCGGUCGCAGACCGUCUUGGUGUUUCAAAAUCCGAGAUGCUCGACCCUACCUCUGCUGAUGCGGCCGUCAAGCAGGCUAUCGCAGAGACGAGCGUCAUCCAAGAGACCAAAGCCUAUUUCGCCGCUAACGGGGUGGACCUGGAGGCUUUCAAGUCAAAGAAGCGGGGCGACACGGCCAUCUUGGUCAAGAACUUCCCCUAUGGGACGACGAUCGACGAGCUCCGUAAGCUGUUCGAGGAGUCUGGGCCCGUGCUGAGAGUUUUGAUGCCUCCUAGCGGAACAAUCGCCAUUGUGCAGUUCACGCAGCCUAAUCACGCCAAGUCCGCUUUUGGGAAGCUUGCGUAUCGCCGGAUUGGAGAUAGCGUCCUCUUCUUGGAGAAGGCGCCAAGUGACAUCUUCAGAGGCGGCGACCAACUGGAUCAAGCCGUGUCCCUAAAGGAUCGUCCAGCUCCGACGGUCCAAAACCUUAGUGUGAACGACCUGCUGUCACGCGGUGAUAAGCCGGAGGACGACGUGGAUACGACGUCGCUGUUUGUGCGGAAUUUAAACUUUUCGACGUCGACCACCAGGCUUGCCGAAACUUUUCAGUCCCUCGACGGAUUCGUCUCGGCCAGGGUCAAGACCAAGAUGGAUCCCAAGAAGCCAGGCCAGACGCUUAGCAUGGGGUUCGGCUUUGUCGAGUUCCGGACAAAGAGCCAAGCGCAGGCUGCACUCAAAGUCAUGGACGGCCAUGUUCUGGACGAUCACGCGCUUGCCGUCAAGGCAUCGCACAAGGGGCAUGACGCAGCUGAGGAGAGACGGCGAGAGGACAAGGCCAAGAGGGCCGCAGGACAGCGCACAAAGAUCAUCAUCAAGAACCUGCCUUUCCAAGCCACCAAGAAGGACAUCAGGUCUCUGUUUGGGACGUACGGCCAGCUCAGAUCGGUACGCCUUCCUAAGAAGGCUGACUAUACCCCAAGGGGUUUUGCCUUUGCCGACUUUGUCACUCCCCGCGAAGCCGAGAACGCGCUAAAUGCGUUGAGGGACACCCACUUGCUGGGCCGCAAACUUGUCUUGGACUUUGCGGAGGCAGAGGCAGUCGACGCCGAGGAGGAGAUCGCAAAGAUGCAGAAGAAGGUAGGGGGCCAGGUCAACAAGGUCGCCCUCCAGCAGUUGACUGGACGAGGGAGGACGCGGGUCAAUAUUGGCAACGAGAACGACGAGAUGGAGGGUUGA